UCUUUGCCCACGUGGCAAGUAUCGACGGUAGUGGCCACGCUAAAAGCUGAAGUGGUCCAGUCUAAACCCUAAACCACUAAGAGCCCUAAUUUCUUUGCUUGAGCGCCAAGCAUCCUAUCCGCCCCGCUCGUCGCCGGCGCGCACAAAUCUUCACGCGACGCGACGCGACGCUCUCCGGAUUUCCAUCGCGGCGCAGCCGUAGCCGAGCGCUCUCCUCAUGGAUCGCUAUCAGCGAGUGGAGAAGCCACGAGAUGAGACAUCGAUCAGCGAGAAUGAAAUUCGCAUCACGACGCAGGGCAAGACGAGAAACUAUAUCACCUACGCUAUCAGCUUGCUCCAGGACAAAAGCUCUGAUGUUGUCUUGAAGGCGAUGGGCCGUGCAAUCAACAAGACUGUCACCAUUGCCGAGAUUAUCAAAAGGAGGGUCGCGGGGCUUCAUCAAAUCACCACAAUCGGCUCCGCGGACUUCACGGAUACUUGGGAACCGCUCGAGGAAGGACUUGUGCCUCUGGAAACGACUCGGCAUGUUUCUAUGAUCAGUAUCACACUGUCAAAGACGGAGCUAGACAGCACCUCAUCAGGAUAUCAGGCUCCUCUUCCUGCUGAUCAAGUGAAGCCGUUGGUGGAGCCGGAAUACGACGGAGAAGUAUCACCUCGAGGAGGCAGAGGCCGAGGCCGGGGGCGCGGACGAGGCAGAGCUCGUGCUGGAGGGAACGAAGUUGCGGUCGCUGACUACGGUGGUGGCUACGAUGCUGGUUGGGGGCGAGGCCGAGGUGGCCGAGGCCGUGGAAGGGGCCGCGGGUUCCAAGGCCGUGGUAGAGGCUAUGCCACGGAGUUUUAUCAGAACACCGGGAGGGGAAGAGGAGGCUACGGAGACAACGUUUACGAGGACAACCGGGGCCGCGGUCGAGGUGGAUACCAACAAGGCCGGGGCCGUGGUGGAGACGAGUACCAGGAAGUGGCGAACGAGGACGCCGGAGCAAGGGGCCGAGGCCGUGGUCGAGGAAGGGCAUUUCGUGGUGGCCGUCGGGGAGGCGGCAGACCACGCGGAGGAUUUCAGGAAUAAGACGAGAUCUCUCUCUCCAUACUUCGUGGUAAAGCCUCUCUCCUCUAGCGGCAUCUUUUGUGUUGACAUAUAGACUAGCUGUGGUGGUAGUCACCCGAGUUUUCUUGCCUCUGACACGUUACAAUUUGGAGGUGUUAUAUUCCUUUCUUGUUUCUAACUGUACAAAACAAAAGCUUUUUUUACUG
Selaginella moellendorffii is the source of this 1251-nucleotide messenger RNA. RefSeq names its product ribonuclease P protein subunit p25. The record is from RefSeq and is a predicted model, not a curated record. Gene Ontology annotation, molecular function: RNA binding. The transcript has 9 exons. Lineage: Eukaryota; Viridiplantae; Streptophyta; Lycopodiopsida; Selaginellales; Selaginellaceae. Bases 218 to 1066 code for a protein of 282 amino acids.